AUGGAUUCGUUUUGGUUCUAUGGUUUGCUGCUCGGUAUCUGUUUGUCCAUCUCCUUGAGUGAGGCUAAGAGUCGUCCGGUGAAAUUGUACCACUACGAUUAUAACCUCAUACAGGAAACGGAUCAAGCGUGGAAAUGUUGGAAGGAAGGUUACAGACCACCGCCGGCCACCUCGAACAAGAUCCACGAAUCAGGCAAUGGAACUGCGACUGAAAUUGAACGCAUAUUGGGCUUCAAUCAAACCAACACCGUCCUGUUCCUGUACAGUAGCAAUUCGGAUAAUUUCAACCUUCGCACUACAUUCACAAUCGAGCGAAAUCGUCUUGUUCGUCUAUCAUUGGACAAUGCUGGAUUAGAACGAUUGGAGCUAGCAUUCGUCGAUCAGGAAAAUGACUGCCGCUUGGCCGAGCUGUCAGUGCCCUGCAACAGACUGAAGGAUCUUUCCACCGGAAUGGAACGGUUUACUACCCUAAGAAAGCUAGAUUUUAGCUACAACCUGCUGGAAGAGUUUAAUUUGGAUCGAUUGGUCAAUGUGGCUGGUAGCUUGAAGCAGCUAUUGCUAAGCCACAAUAGAAUAGAGAGCUUUCGAUCAACAGUGGAGAUAAACUUUGCCUUCCUUCACACACUGGAUUUAUCGAACAAUCGGUUGAGGACGCUUGAUUCAACGUACUGGGCAAUGCCACUGCUGGAAACGUUCCAUGUCGAUAAUAAUCGCCACCUCGCAUCGAUUGAUGGUUGGAAACGGACUAGAUUUCCCCUGGUGAAAGGAUUCGAUCCAGCCGGUACGAAUAACUGGAACCAAACGUGGCUAAAGUCGGUUCAGUAG
This is a messenger RNA of Anopheles marshallii, 825 nucleotides long. RefSeq lists its product as uncharacterized. NCBI's taxonomy places the organism in Eukaryota, Metazoa, Arthropoda, Insecta, Diptera, Culicidae. Bases 1 to 825 code for a protein of 274 amino acids. Gene Ontology annotation, molecular function: protein binding. The record is from RefSeq and is a predicted model, not a curated record. The transcript is spliced from 2 exons.